UCAGUGGAUAGUGGAGAAUCAGAAGGUAGCCAGCAAGGGCAAUUUCACGGCAAUCAUAUACUCUUGUGGUCUGUUUUCUUUCACCUUUUGUGUCUCGUCAAUUACAGUGAAAUUCAAGAUGGAAGGAAUGCUGUACAAGUGGACAAAUUACUUAGCAGGUUGGCAGCCACGUUGGUUUGUUUUAGACAAGGGUAUCUUGACGUAUUACAAAUCACAAGAUGAGAUGCAGCAGGGUUGUAAAGGAUCUGUCAAGAUGGCUUGCUGUGAAAUUCAAGUGCAUAGUACAGAUGAGUUGAGACUAGACUUAAUCAUUCCAGGAGAACAGCACUUCUAUGUCCGAGGGACAACCCCUGCUGAUCGUCAGAGAUGGCUAGUAGCCCUAGGAUCAGCUAAAGCCUGUCUUGCAGACUCUAAGAUCCAUCAAAAGAAAGAGGAAUCAGAAGACACAUUACGUACUAAGAUGUCAGAGCUGAGACUCUAUUGCGACCUUUUGACCCAGCAAGUUGCCAACGUUAAGACAGCCGGAUCUUCAGGAUCAGGUACCCCUGAUAUUGAGAAACUGAACGAGUCAUCAUCAUUACUUUCUGCUACUUGCGACACUUUCAUCAUGACAUUACAAGACUGCAUGAAGCUUGCCAAGGAAUCCUUCAUUCCAAAUAUCCACAAUAUGGAUAUCAGUAACACUGUACUGCCACCCUCAACUCCUUUCUCUGAUAAGAAGAAGUCAGGAAUGCAGAGAUCUAUAUCAGCAGAAGAUAGAUAUACUCCACAUUCAUCCAACAAGCUCGGGGUCACAACUCGUUACCGGAACCUUGAAGACAUGGCAGCUCGUUCAACUCCCCGCUCUCGCCCUAUCAGUCGAACUCCGAGCAUCAGCAGUCAGGAAGGGGUGCAGGCUGCCAUAGCAACCACCCCAAACAAUGAGAGCAAGAGAUCGCUAUCUCAGCCAACCACACCCGUGCUUGAAGAGAUACCUGUGGUAGUGAACGGAGCGAGUCCAGCAACCAGCGUGGAAGCAAGAGUACCAACAUUCUUCUCAGAGCUCUCGACCAAAUUUGUUGAUAUUCAAGUAGCACCUGAUAAUAGUAUACCUACCCAGCCAUUCCUUGAUGCUUGUACUUGUAUAGUUGGAGUAUUUGAUGCCUUGAGUCCUACUGCAUUUGCACCUGUUAAAAUGGAUGUCAAUGGGAACAUAAGGAAACUUCGUCAGAAGCAGAGUAGCGAUCCUGAGAUGUUUAUGAAUCUUCAAGGUAUGGUCCAACAAGAAGUCAGAAGUAAGACCACACAAGUCAAGAACUCAGCGACAGACGCCCUCAUGUGGCUAAGGAGAACACUGGAAUUCAUACGAGAGUUCUUAAAUGAGAUCUUGACUGGAGAGCGAGACAUGAACCUUGCAGCAACAAAUGCCUAUGGAAGAACUCUGAAGAGGUACCAUGGAUGGGUAGUACGAGGUGUAUUUGCACUUGCAGCCAAAGCCGUCCCCACCAUAGAGUACUUCCUUCAGUUCUUAGCAGUGAACAAAGAAGAUGCAGAGAGAGAUGACUUUGAGAAAAUCAUCUUUGCAGACCUGAAGGAGUGUGUAACAGCACUCACCAAACUCACAACCAUUCUCAGAGAUCAUUAUGAAGCAGGUAGUCUGGAGUCCGAUGAGAUUGUAUGAUGUGGGUUUUUUAUGUUUAAUGAAUCGUUGAUUUUGUAUGUACUUGUUGUGUUUACACUUGUGUAAAUACAGCCGACAGAUGAAUUGAAGGCUGCUAGAAAUAUUUAAAUCGUCCAGAGUUAAAAUUAUAUUUCUUUAAACAUUCAUUUGGAAUAUCAUAUUGACUUUUUCAAUUAAAUUUAUUUAUAUUUCACCUGUCCUUUUGAUUUUAGUAUUAUAAAUGUAUUUAUUAGAUGAUAUAUUUUUAACUUUUACACCUCUGUCCACUGUAUUGAGGCAUGCUUCCUGGGAGGGGGUUAUAUUUCAUACAGCUGUUGGUAUGUUAACAACAACUUUAGGAAAGACUGGUACCUAUUCUUGUUCUUAACUAAGGUUUGAUUGCCAUUAGUCUUAUAAUCUGGUAUUUGUAUAUUAAAAAUCCUGUCAAAAGCAUCUGAUUUCAAAGUUUUCUAAUUGUCACAAUCCUAUUAGAGUGGAAAUUCAGUUCAAGAAUAAUUUGUCUAGUUUUUAUUUUGUUGCUUUACAAUGAAAUACAUUUGAAACAAAUCAAUCCUAUUUAAACGUUUGUAUACAUGUAUGGUUUUCCAUGUAUAUAAAUUUCUUUACAAUACUAUGUUUUUAAUAGUAGCUUCUUUGUUUACUUUCAUUGCUAAUGUAACA
Molecule: messenger RNA, 2320 nt
Organism: Lytechinus variegatus (green sea urchin)
Lineage: Eukaryota; Metazoa; Echinodermata; Echinoidea; Temnopleuroida; Toxopneustidae
Gene: plekha8
Product: pleckstrin homology domain-containing family A member 8-like
Exons: 13
Coding region: 119-1660 (513 amino acids)
Biological process (GO): ceramide transport; intermembrane lipid transfer
Cellular component (GO): membrane; cytosol; cytoplasm
Molecular function (GO): ceramide 1-phosphate transfer activity; ceramide 1-phosphate binding
Source: RefSeq, a predicted model, not a curated record